AUGGAUAUAUUAAAUAUGACACAGGUCUAUUUCUAGGAUUUGAUUAUGAAAUUGCUAGCUUUAAUUGUUAAAAUGGAUUUUCAAAAACCUCAACAAUUCAAUUCUCUGGGACUUUUGAGAAUAUACCUUAAGUUUUUUUUUAUAUAGAGAGAUUAGAUUGGAGCAAAGCACAAUUAAAAUUUACUUUAUCAAUCACAACAAUAACAACGAUUAGUAAUUAAAGUGUUUUUAAUAGGUUUCACAUUAACAAUUAGUUGUUCUAAUAACAAGGUUUAUGCAAAUUAAUUAAGAUGGUUUGCUAUAGAUGAUAAACGUAUUGAAGUACUUAAUAACUUUAAUAUGGUGAACCCUGAUGAUAAAACAUUUUCAAUUUAGAAUCCCAACGCCUUGUAUGGAUUUAUAACAGUUACUAGCAUUCACUAUACAGGUCCAAUCGAUUUUACAUUAUCAGUAAAUGUAGUUUAAUAAACUCUAGAUGAAUUCAAUCACACCUAACUCUGUAACUAUUGGUAUCACAAAAGUUGCAGGAAAAUUUUCUAAUCUAAAAUAAAUUGGUUAUUAGGUAGUUGUUGGAGUUGAGGAAGCCUUUAUUAAUUUAGGAUAAAAGUCACCAACAGGUGCAUUUAGUAGUGUUAUAUUACCAAUAUAAUAAAACAGAUGGUUUUUCAUUCCUUUGUAGGGAUUGAAUUACAAUAACGUUAAAAAUAUUAGAAUUAAAACCAUUUUUACAACAACUGAAUCAACAAUAUAGUAUACUUAUGGCACAUGUAAAUUUUAAUAUAGAUUUAAUAUAGGGGAUGAAAGUGAAACUCCAAAUAGACAUUCUUAGGUUUGGGUUGCUUAUUAAUUUACAAAUACAUAUAAAGCACUUGAAUGUUUCAGCAUUAGAACAAGUCGUAAGCAUCUUCAAAAUUUAUCUAUUGUGCCUCCAAUUUAUUUUGAACUGGUUUCAUUAAAUGCAAUUUAUACUGCAUCAGGAAAUUAUAAUUACAUUGUAAAUAAAUCAAUUAUGCCUCUUUAUAUGAUUAUUUAAAUUACUUGUCCAAAUGGAAAGAAGAUCUUAGCAGAUUUUAAUAAAUGUAAUUCAUGUAGUAUCUAAAAAUCUUAUUCAUUUACAUUUAAUUGUUUUAGUCAAAUGAAUUACAUAGGUUUUUUUCCAAAAUUUAAAUAAGCAUUUCAACAAUACAAUUAAUUAAAAAUAAAUUUACAAUCUUCAUCACUAGAAAUUAUUCAAGUGCUUUAUGAUUAGAAAAUUACAGAAUAAACAAUAGUCAAAGUUUAGAUAGUAGAUUAAUGA
Molecule: messenger RNA, 1297 nt
Organism: Paramecium pentaurelia
Lineage: Eukaryota; Ciliophora; Oligohymenophorea; Peniculida; Parameciidae
Source: the annotation of a GenBank genome assembly